Messenger RNA from Puntigrus tetrazona (Sumatra barb), 4179 nucleotides. RefSeq names its product transcription factor 15. Gene Ontology annotation, biological process: regulation of transcription by RNA polymerase II; developmental process. Bases 974 to 1552 code for a protein of 192 amino acids. The record is from RefSeq and is a predicted model, not a curated record. Lineage: Eukaryota; Metazoa; Chordata; Actinopteri; Cypriniformes; Cyprinidae. The transcript has 2 exons. Gene Ontology annotation, molecular function: RNA polymerase II transcription regulatory region sequence-specific DNA binding; protein dimerization activity; DNA-binding transcription factor activity, RNA polymerase II-specific.
AACUAAAGCGUCUGGAGAAAAGAAUUGAACCGAUUUAAAUACGGCUUACAUGCUUCUUGUGGUGGUGUCGAUGUUAAAACUAGAAACAGAUUUUCUUUUAGAAGACUUCAGAAUACAAAUGUUACACCUUGAGGAUUCAUCAAUUUUAACAAAAGGCUGGUAUCUUGAAACAAUUGCAGCGAUUUCUGAUUGGCCACAGUUGUUUCACUAUGCCAAUCUUUCAUUUGGAACAGGCAAAAAUUGUGCAGUUUAUGUCAGGCUUAAAGUCUUUUCCAAGAACUUUCUUCACAGUUAUUUUCAUGUCAAACAGGUGUUCUGAAUUACAUAUUAGAAACACUGCCCCCUAUAUGCAGCUGUGUCUCUCUCCUUUUGGACCUGGAGCCCAUGUGAUACGAAUUUUACAGGCAACGACAACAGUAUCUGUCUGUAAACUUUUCAGAGCUAAAUUUAGCGCCGGGUCAAACAGAACAAGGUUGUUUAGCUGCUGUAUACAAAGUAUAUAACAUACAAAGACUUCAUAAGUCAUAGAGACGAUGAAAUGUUGAGCAAACAAUAACAGGAGCAAGGGAUGAAUGGACCAGAACGAAGAUACAAAAACAAAAGUCGUCUUAGGGAAGGUAGGAAAGAUCACCGUCCUGGCUUCCUGUUGACCUGCACAAGGUCAGCCAGCAGACCUGGUACUCGAAUGUUAUAGGCCAAAGGUAUAAAAAACACCAAAAUCCCUGAACUUGUAUUAGUGCGUGCACUUAUUUAUAUAUCUUCAAACGUCCUCCUUCUUUGGGGCAUGACAGGUGGCCCCCCAACUCCACCUGUCCAUCCUUUUCCACAGCCACAUGGUGGCGGACAAAUCCAGAAAGGGAUCAGUCAUUCAAGAAAUGGCAUGCUGAAGUGCCACGGGGCCACGGAAGAUCUCUGGAUACCGGAUCAGACGCAGCUGCCCCCCGGCUGCUAUUUUCACUCAGCUUAAAGUACCAUGGGCAGCCAGCAUCUACGCCAUGGACUACCCACAACUACCAGUCUGUCUCUGCACGCCAUGAAGUCCACCGCAGGGGAGCACGAGCAUCUUCCACACGAUACCCAGAGCUUGCCCUCCGACCCUGAUGAGCUCGACAGUGGCAGCGAAAGCUCUGAGAAAUCCACCGGAGCAGGGAGCCCCACGCGGGGCCACAGGGAGGCGGGGAGACGCAGAGGGGGUCGUAGACUCGCAGGGGUGAGCAAACAACGCCAGGCAGCUAAUGCUCGGGAGCGAGACCGCACACAUAGUGUCAACACUGCCUUCACGGCUCUGCGUACCCUCAUCCCUACGGAGCCGGCCGACAGGAAGUUGUCAAAAAUCGAGACCCUGCGAUUGGCAUCAAGCUACAUUUCACACUUGGCCAACGUGCUUCUGCUAGGGGAGGACUGCAUGGACGGGCAACCGUGUCUGAAAUAUCACAACAUCUUACAAGGCAACACCAACCUCAAAACUCCACCGGUUCGACCCAUAUGCACCUUCUGCUUGAGUAACCAGAGGAAAUUGCUUAGAGAUGGGGAAAAGCACACAACUGCGUGACGGCAGAAGUUCUCCCGAAUGACCACUGCUACGUAGGGGCUCUCAACUUCUGAAUGUUUACAUGUAAAGAGACUUCGCCUUGCACAGAGACAAAACAUUUUAUCUAACUUUUUUUUGUUUUUGUUUUAAUCUCUUGAGGACAGACAAAACGAGCAACAAGAAGAGAAACAAAUCUGCACUUUUUCUGCAUGCGUGUUCACUUUAUCACUGUUUUGGUUAAUGUAACCGGAUAAUAUGUGUAAAGUUGCACCUGGUGGGAGGCUAUUUCAGUAUCAGAUAUAGUAAGCUACACCAUCCCUCGCCUUAAAAAACAGUCUUGUGUCUGCCUCUUGCACGUCACAUGAUGGUAAUUGAAACCUUGCGGUUUGCAGUGGUCGCUGUCAGUACUACGGUGGGUAAAAAUCUCAUCCCCUCCCUCUUGUCUCCACAUCUACGACGGGACCACGAUCCCAACAUGGCUCUCGGGAGACUGUAAACAAGAUUCUAACCUCAGCAUGAUAAUUUGGGUUAGGCAAAGCAUGCUUAAUAUUUAUUAGAAAGUUCAAGUAGCACAUGACUGAAUUUUAUAGGUGGAAAUAUUUUGUAGUGAGAACAUCUUAUGUCUUGGGAACUGUUGUUGGUCAAGGUACAUGAUCCUUAACACGAGCCAUGGGUUAUGACCCUGACCCCAAAAGUUUUAUAGCGUUGCGGUCACAUUCAGAGAACACACAGAGGUAACAAUGUUGCAUAGAAUGUAGAUUAGUAGUGCAGACCCUUGCAGAGGGUACGUUCUGAAAAGGGUACGUUGGGGUCACCCUGUAACAACAAACGGCAUGCUUGCGCUUCUGAAUCAUGAAACACCAGAUUCUUGUGUGAAAGAAGGCCAUUUAAACAAGUUCAGCUCACGCUCACCAACAUCAAAAUAGAAGCUUGUUGCAUUGCAUGCAUUUUAAGACGUUACUGUUGUUAAUGUUAGAGUGCGAUUAUGCAAUCAAUAACUCUACUAUACAUGAUUGCACAAAGCUGUAUUUAUUCAUAUGUCAACAUGGCUUUUUGUCCACUGAUAUGCACCAAAUGAAACCAAGAACAUGAGACAUUUGUGUUUUAAAGGAGUAGAUGGAAGUUUCACUAGCUGUUGCUAAUUGCUCGAUUUAAACAUGUCAGUUCGAUUUCAGAAAGUUUGACAGGUCUUGCUCAGAUUGGUGCAUUUCAUGUUGACUAAGGUCUAGGGUAAAGGUUAUAGAGCAUGUGCUAAUCUCAAGCGCACCACUAAAACAGCAUCUGCUGAACCUUGUUUUAUUGUUUACAUUAACGUAGCAAGUAGGAAUAACAAAUUUGAGCCUAACAUGUACCGUGAUUACAAUUUUCAGAUACUACACCUGCAGGGUGAAUGUUUAAAAGGUAGAACUAUUUUUGUAUUUAACAUCAAGAUGUACCAUUUUUUUUUGUAUCCAAAAUGUUUACCUGCAUCUCUUGCACAAAUAACUUCAGCUUACAGGUUUGUCUGAAUCUGCAGAUGGUGUAGAAUGACUCUUCCUUUUUUUUUUUUUCUUCAAUACAGAUGUAAAAAAAGGUGCAAUGGAAGUACCACAAUGUACUGGAAAUACUGUAAUAUGGCAAGGCUUUUGUAAAUCUUUUGUAAAUAUUUGCACUUUAACAUUAAAAUUUAAGGUCAAAACACAUAGUAACAUGGCCUACCUUUAAAACAAGCCUGUCGUUUUCUAAUACUUGAAUUAUCCGCUCUUUCGAAAAGUGGUCUUUUGCACAAUGCCAAACAACAAGCUGCUAUGUAAGCAAGUAUUUUUGUACAAGAAAAAAAAUGUCUGCACUCAUGACUUUCAAACCAUUAAAUUAUUUUUGAAAAAUGUUCUGAAAGUAUUUAAUCUCUGGUUUUGAGGUGCCCCCUAGUGGAAGUCACAUUCCAUGCGAUUUUAAAAUGGUGGACAAGUCUGAAUUUGCAAUAAUCAGAAAAAUAGCACGUCUGAGAAAAUAAAGCACACAAAGCAUAUACUUCUAGGUCUUUAUUUCUUAAAAAAAGUCAAUUAGUUAUUCAGAUUAAAGAAAUCUGUGACAAAUAAGAUGGGAGAUACAUCAUAGAAGAGGUUGGGAGUCAUUUAAGGGUCUUUACAGGGUGAUCAGCAAUUUGUUUUCAGCGCUGUACAGUUUCAUAGGCAGGGAACAGAACGCUGAUGAUGUCAUGGGAGAAGGACUUAACCCUUUGGCAAUAACAUCACGAUGAGACAUGGUGACCGUUUCCCCCCCUUUGUGGACACUGAUCAUGACAGGGCAUGAAGGCAUCAAUACCAUAGAAAAGGGCGUCUUAAAAGCAAAAAAGGCAGCCUGAUCUAAAUCAAUGGAAUGUCAAUUCAUAAAGGAAUCAUUAUAACAAUAAUUUAAGAUGUCCAAACUGUGUCAACACUUAAAAGUUCCUUGAGUGAGUAAAUCAUUACAAAGGUUGACCACAACUUUUGUGCUAUUUUAAAGUGUAAACCUUAAUAUUAGAAAAAUCUGUUAAAAUUAACCAUUUGUUAUAAAGCCCUUAAAUGACAUCUAAAUGUUAUGGUUUUGAGAAAAAAAAAAAAGAGGUAGAAUCAAAAAAAAAAAAAAAAAAAAAAAAAAAAAAGAAAAAAAAAAAAAAAAAAAAACCC